Molecule: messenger RNA, 5166 nt
Organism: Caenorhabditis briggsae
Lineage: Eukaryota; Metazoa; Nematoda; Chromadorea; Rhabditida; Rhabditidae
Gene: Cbr-let-363
Product: Protein CBR-LET-363
Exons: 13
Coding region: 1-5166 (1721 amino acids)
Biological process (GO): protein phosphorylation; TOR signaling; negative regulation of macroautophagy
Cellular component (GO): TORC1 complex; TORC2 complex; nucleus
Molecular function (GO): protein serine/threonine kinase activity; protein binding
Source: RefSeq, a predicted model, not a curated record
AUGCUCCAACAACACGGGAUAGCUUUUCAAAUGUCAGCAGACAAACAGAAGACACCAACCACAUCAUCAAAUCCGAACCAAUCGCCAGUUAUAAAUAAUUUCGAUGAGAAACAUCGGAAACAAGGCAUCGACGCAGCGUGCGCGCUCGCAGCACAAUAUCGGAGUCGGAUUACUACUGGCGGCUCUUUGGUUGAUGCGGCGAGAGAACUCAGCAGAUAUGUUCGGAAUGACCUGAAAGACGAGCCUGUGAUAUUCGCAGAAGCAUUUAUCAAUGCAUUAGAUGGCCGAACAGAUGGACCAUCUCAGAGUGUAGUCUAUCAAUGCAUGAAAUCGACAGGGAUCCUUCAAAAACGAGCAGGAAUCUAUCUGAUUGUUUGUCUUGCUGAAACUCACUCCUCAAACGUCAUCAGAUAUGCGAAUUAUCUUCUAAAAAUGCUGAAUGGGGGCGGAAUAGAUGAGCAAACUAUUCAGUUGGCUUCUAAAGCACUGGCCUUUUUGAUUACGACAUGCAAAACGUACGCCGCCGAACUAGUUGAUCGAUGUCUGGAUCAUUGCCAGGAAUGGCUUCACCACGUGCCCAGUUACCAGCCACCUGUGCAGAAUCAGAAGGACUUGACACUAAUCGAACAACGCCGACUUGCCUCUGCUCAUCUGUCUCGGGAGAUAGCACUCGCCACUCCAACUGCCUUUUUCCUUCGUGUUAAUCUAUUUUUCAAGUAUAUCUUCUUUGCUAUCAAAGAUAAGCAAGUGCUGGUUCGUCUUGCUGGAAUCGACGCGUUGCAUACAGUACUGACGAUUGUUCACAACGAGAACGAGGCUCUGACGGCGAAUACGAAUCAUCAAUCGUCGGAUAUUCAUGACAAAUGGCACUCGGUCGCAUUGAUUCUGAAUGAACUGUUGCGCAUAUCAGACUCAAGAUUCGAGAUGGUUCGAUGUGAAUCUUCGAAUUUCGUUAAACAGAAAUAUCUGAGAGAAGACGAAGACGAUGGUGUAGAAUGGCUGUGUCUAUCGAAACAACCAGUCAUUGUAGAAAGUGUCACAUCGCGAAAAUUGGUUGUUGAGAAUUUCUCAAAAGUAAUAAUAAUUGAUUGUGUCCGGCAAAUGAUUCCUCUUGCAAAUAAGGUUCAAAACAAACAGAUGCCUGGCAUUCACCUGAAUACGGUUCUCAUGCAACUUCUCCCUAGAAUCUGUGCGUUUCCACAGUCAGAUCGCACUUUCCAGACACUCGCGUAUGAUACUGCAUUCCAUGUCCUUCAAAAAAACUCCAUUGGUGCUCCAGCACUCGGCAUGAUGAUGCUUCAUAACCCAGAUGUACAUUCGAAUCGAAUCGAGGCAACUAUCAAUUUCAUUUCCGCCGAAAUAAAGAAAGUUACGACAUCUUCUGACGCUCUCGACAGUUUCUUCACCUUCCUCUUUCUCUUCGUCGAUUCUUAUCAUGAGAAAGUCACUGCUCAGAUCAAAGCCAUCAUUCCCCAACUCAUGGAUAUUCCACUAUCCCGAUCAUUGGCAAAUGUUCUCAAAAUGAUCAUGAUGCGAAUUCCGAAACUCAGGUUGAACGUACAAGACGGUGUCAUGGCUUCCGUAUAUCACACACUUACUGGACUUCCAAUUCCACCGAAAUCAGAACCAACUGGACGACCACCAAGUCCUAAGCUCAUCUUGCAGAGAGCGAUAGAGGAGCCAAAAGAGCUUCAACGCAUUGUUCUUGCUGUCGAUGUUCUCGGAGAGUUUUAUUUCUCAAGAGGAGCUCUGCAGAGAAUUAUGCAGUAUGUGGCAGAUUACUAUCUGACUGCGGACAACGUGGAAAUUCGGCUUGCCGCUGUUUCUUCGUGCUGUGAAAUGGUUGUUCCGUUCGUUGGAGUCUACAAGAAAGUUACAACUGACAAGAGAAACAGUCUCCUUCAAACGAUUUAUGGAGUUCUCCGUGCUGUGUGUUCUGUAAUUGUGAACGAUCCAGAUGUUCGUGUUCGAAUGCAAGUCAUCAGUUGCUUCGGGCAAAUGCCCCGGCCGUUCCUCGCUCAUCUCGCUCAACCAGAAAUGCUUGAAGUUCAAUUCAUGGCUCUGCACGAUGAGAAGCUCGAAAUGCAACAGGCUUGUGUCACACUUCUCGGGCGUCUUGCAGAAUUGAAUCCUGCAUUGGUUUUGCCACGUCUUCGCUUGAUGCUUCUGGAAACGCUGAGUCAAAUGAUGCAGAGUGGACAGGCGAGAUUGGAGCAGCACUCAGCGAAAAUGAUUGCGCAGUUGGCUAAACAAAGUCCGAAGUUUAUGAGACCAUAUGUGGGAUCCCUUAUGGUAGCAUUGAUUCCAAAGAUGAGAAAUGAUCAAAAGUACGCCGAAGUGACAGCUCAAGUUCUACAUGCAAUCAGUGAGAUUUCGGUGAUUGGUGGAGCAGAAAUAGUCAAGAAUCUGAAGCCGUUGUUUGAAAAACUGACACAUAUGAUCAAUGAUUCGAGUAACCUUCAUAAAAGAGAGGUAAGCCUGUUUCUGUUGAUGUCCUGCAUAGCUGCUCUCCGAGCAAUUGGUGGAAUAUGUAGAUCAACUGCCUACGUGGUAGACCCGUAUCGAGACUAUCCGACACUUCUGGAUGACCUACUUCGGAUUCUGAAGACAGUAAUGUCGAACACAAUGCGUAGAGAAGUUAUCAAGACUCUUGGUAUCCUUGGAGCCAUCGAUCCAUACACCCAUAAAGUUUUCACUGGAUCCGUACAAAGCGCAACCGCUAUAAGCACAGCUUUGUCACUUCCCAUGAACGCAGAAGACUCGAAAGAUCCCCGACAAGACAUUAUCCACUGGUUCAACUACGAAAAGUGUACUCUUGACGAGUUCUAUCCAGCGAUCACAAUUGCAAAUCUAAUGAUUAUGAUGCAGGACGAGGACUCACAGAACUUUGCGGAAAUCGCUCAAGCCAUAGUGACAAUCUUCAGAAGUUUGGGAGAAAUGGCACCGUUGUACACAGAGCAAGUAGUACCGAGACUCAUAGAAGUGUGUCGGAAAACAACGGAACAGUCGAAUCAUGGCACUAACAGAGAGUUCUUCCUUCAACAAUUGGCAAUCUUUGUGGCAAUUAUAAAGAAGCAUGCGGCACCGUAUAUGCCAGCCAUCUUCACGAUCAUUGCUGACGCUUGGAAGGAAGAUAUCUCGGUGAAAAUGGUUGUGAUUCAAGUGCUGACCGAGAUGGGAACUGCGAUUGGAAACGAUUUCAGCAAGUAUACGGGAGAAUUGAUACCGUAUCUUUUGACUGUUCUUCAAACUGAUAAAACCAAAGAACGAGUGUUGACUGUGAAAGUGAUGGAAUCAAUUCGACCACUCACUUAUUGUAUUGUCCAGCAUCUUCAUCUAGUUCUCCCUCCGAUUCUUAUAAUCCUUGACGACAUUUCUUUGAAAUUAUCAAUUCGUCAAACAGCUCUGGAUACUGUGCUCCAUAUGACACAACAAGUCGAUGUAUCUGCUUAUGCUCCAAGAAUGAUGCAGAGUUGGCAUCACAAUAUCAAAGUUGCUGAAAUGAGAGACAAGUUGCUUCUAUUGCUCAUUGAGAUAAUCAAACAACUUGGAAAAUUCUUUGAUAUUUUCAAGCGAGGAGUCGAUCAGAAACUCCGUGAGCAUGCUCUGGACAAGAGUGUUCAUUACGAGACGUAUCGAAAAUUAGCUCAAAGAGCACAAAUGUCUCGCGACGUUAUCACAUCGUCCGUUUUCGCUGGAUCCAACGGAAAUUUGCAAUCAGCACAAGCGGCGAUUCGAGGAGAUCCUGGAAACAUUUACUUGAAUAAUGAGCUGCAUGAGAGACUUCUGAAUGGAUCAAUGGAUUCUGCAAACAGCCGACAUGUGAGUUUGACGAAUUUUGGUGAUUCCUACUCUCGAAAAGUUCCAGAAGAAACUCCAAAAGUGGCACCAACGACUGCUCGAUCAACAAGUGAACUUGUUACUAUCCAGAUCACAAAGCAACGUCUCAAUAAAGAUUUAGUGAUGUCUCAGUGGAAAAAUGAGCAUUUGACAUCGAAAGACGAGUGGUUACAAUGGCUGGUGAAGAUUCGUAUAGGAUUCUUGAAGGUAAAUUUGUUUUUGGAAGUCAGAUUUUUCUUAUCUGAUGGUUUUCAGAGUGGAAGUUCUCCAUCACUCCGUGCUGCUUCAUCCCUUGGAGAUCAAUAUCCUCAUCUGGCACGUGAUCUCUUCCCAGCAGCAUUCAUGUCCGUGUGGACUGAAUUAGAUUCUGAAGUUCAGAAGGAUCUUACCGCUUGUCUUCUUCGAGCAGUUAGCACUGGAAUUCCCGAACUGAUUCAAACGAUUUUGAAUCUGGCAGAGUUCAUGGAUCACUCUGAGAAAGGACCACUCCCCAUAACCCAUGAUGUUCUCGGAAUGUGGGCUGAACAGACGAAAGCGUUUGCGAAAGCAUGUAGAUAUAAGGAGAUGAGUGUGCUGAAGAGCUCUGAAACUGCACCGAUGACGUUCAGAAGAAAGAUCACACUGCGUCCAAAUGAUUGCCAAAGUCUUAUCACCUACGCUAACAAGUUGAAUGUUCAAGAAGAAGCUGCUGGAGUCGUUCGGUACGCUGAGAGAAACGACAUGAAUUUCCAACGACGUGGUCGUUGGUACGAGAAGUUGAAUGAGUGGGAGAAGGCGUUAGAUGCAUACAUGGAGGAAAAGAACUCGUGUACGAAUCUACAGAAUCUGGAUAAGAAUGACGUCGAAACGCCAGAAAAGGCAGCAGCCGCUGAAGAGGCUAAAAUGCAUGAGAUGAGAUGUUUGGAGGCGUUGGCACGAUGGGAUGAGUUGAACGCGAAAUCGGCAAUAUGGGCGGAGCAGAGAUCACAACGGAGUGAUUCGAUAAGAGAUGAGAUUAAUAAGAAGCAGUUGGAUCAUAAAAUGGCAGUCAUUGCGGCGAGAGGAGCAUGGGCUGUGGACAAUUGGGAACGAAUGGCUGAAUAUGUGUCGGUAAUAUCAGAGAAUACGCAAGAUGGAGCUAUGCUUCGAGCAGUUGUCGCUGUUCAUAAUGAUGAGAAUACAAAAGCGAUGGGAUUGAUCGAAAAAGUUCGCGAGAUGAUCGACAGUGAGCUGACAGCUAUGGCAAAUGAGAGCUACGAAAGAGCCUAUAUUCCAAUGGUUUCAGUUCAACAGAUGGCUGAAUUAGAGGAAGCUAUUGAGUACAAGACAAAAAUCUUUAAAAAAUAG